Endocarpon pusillum Z07020 is the source of this 828-nucleotide messenger RNA. RefSeq lists its product as uncharacterized. The transcript is spliced from 2 exons. Gene Ontology annotation, cellular component: endosome. Gene Ontology annotation, biological process: regulation of endocytosis. Gene Ontology annotation, molecular function: GTP binding; GTPase activity. Lineage: Eukaryota; Fungi; Ascomycota; Eurotiomycetes; Verrucariales; Verrucariaceae. Bases 1 to 828 code for a protein of 275 amino acids. The record is from RefSeq and is a predicted model, not a curated record.
AUGCCAGUCUCCUCCGAGCCAGCUCCUCCACCAUGGCACUACAUCAGCAAGCUGGUCUGUAUCGGUGACAGUGGCUGCGGCAAGUCUAGCCUUACCAUUCGACUCUGUGAAGGUCGCUUUGUCAACAGUCACGAUGUGACCAUUGGCGUCGAGUUCGGGUCGCGCAUCGUCCCAGUUGGUCCUCCUGCUAAUGCUGCUCUCCACAUCAACGAUCCAUCGUCGGCGCCGAUUGGCGGUAUGUCUGGACCCACAAGUCCGGGGCCACAGCGGAAGGCAAAGGGCGAUCAAGAACAGAAAAAGAUGAAGCUCAGCCUCUGGGACACCGCUGGCCAGGAGACCUACAAGUCCAUCACUAGAUCAUACUUCCGAGGCGCAUCUGGCGCAUUGCUAGUGUUCGACAUCACGCGGCGCUCGACCUUCGAGUCAGCAACGGGGUGGCUGAAUGAUCUACGCCAAAUCGCAGAGGACGAUAUCGUUGUAAUACUGGUGGGCAACAAGAGCGAUCUCGCAGACAAGGCAGGCGACAACAGACGAGCAGUCACCAGGGAAGAAGCCGAAGAAUGGUGCAAGCGAGAGGGUGUGAUGCGGUAUGUCGAGACGAGUGCGAAAUCUGGAGAAGGCGUGGAGAGAGCGUUCCUCGAAGUGGCGGAAAGGGUGUAUCAGAAUAUCGAGGCGGGGAAAUAUGAUCUGAACGAUCGAAGAAGUGGAGUCAAGGGAUAUGGGACGGGUGGAGGUAGGGAAGCCGGAGCACCCCAAAAGACAGUCACACUGGGUCUGAAUGAUGCAAUGAAAAGUGGACAGAGAGGAGCGGGUGGUGGAUGCUGCUAA